AUGGAUCAGUUAAACCAAACAUCUGGAAACAGGUUCAUCCUUCUUGGACUCUCCAGUGUCCCAUAUCUUCGAGCUAUAUGCUUUCUCCUUUUUUUGGUGAUGUAUUUCAUCACAAUUUCUGGUAACAUUUUACUAAUUUUAGUGGUGAGAAUUAAUAUUCAGUUACAAACUCCUAUGUACUUUUUUCUUAGUAAUCUCUCGGUCAUUGAUAUCUUCUUCUCAUCUACCAUAGUGCCCAAAAUCUUGAUAAACACCUUAGACGAGGACAGAAGCAUUUCAAUUUUAGGAUGUGCACUACAGAUGUAUUUCCAUUUAGCUCUUGGUGCCACAGAGUGUAUAAUAUUGGCUGUAAUGGCAUUUGACAGGUAUGCAGCCAUAUGUAACCCUUUACAUUACAACAUUAUCAUGAACAAGAGAUUAUGUAUUUGUCUGGCCGCAGGAUCUUGGACAGUUAGUUUUAUGAUUACUGUUUUCCAUGUUGUUUAUACCUUCCAAUUACCUUACUGCAGAUCUCACCAAGUAAACCACUUUUUCUGUGAGAUGCCUCCUUUCUUUCGUCUGUCAUGCAGAGAUACUUGGCUCAAUGAGAUAGCAAUGUAUAUCUCAGCUGGAAUCAUUGCUAUGUGCUCUUUCUUUCUGACUCUUAUUUCAUAUAUUCAUAUAAUCUCUUCUAUCCUUAAGAUACAGUCCUCCCAUGGAAGGCAUAAAGCCUUCUCCACAUGUGCCUCCCACCUCACUGUGGUCUCUCUCUACUAUGGAACCAUCAUGUUCAUGUAUUUGCGUCCACGCCGCAGUUACUCUCCUGAGAUAGACAAAACGGUGUCCAUCUUGUACACAGCAGUGACUCCCAUGCUUAACCCUAUCAUCUACAGCAUGAGGAACAAGGAGGUCAAAGGCACCAUAAGAAAGAAACUGGUCAGACAAAUAAACUCUUAA
Bombina bombina (fire-bellied toad) is the source of this 936-nucleotide messenger RNA. RefSeq names its product olfactory receptor 1009-like. Gene Ontology annotation, cellular component: membrane. The transcript has a single exon. Bases 1 to 936 code for a protein of 311 amino acids. Gene Ontology annotation, molecular function: G protein-coupled receptor activity; olfactory receptor activity. Gene Ontology annotation, biological process: G protein-coupled receptor signaling pathway. The record is from RefSeq and is a predicted model, not a curated record. NCBI's taxonomy places the organism in Eukaryota, Metazoa, Chordata, Amphibia, Anura, Bombinatoridae.